CCGGUGAUGCUGCGGUUAGCUUGACGCUGAUCUCUGCUGGAGGAGCGGAGGGACCCCGGGCGUUUUCCGAUGCUGGGGAUCCGGGAAGCAGGACCUGCCGGCGGCGGGGAGGAGGCUGCGCGGCCGCGGGGGCCGCUGAGCCGGACACACCGCGGGGAGGAGACGCCUCCCGGCCGGGCUGUGUAUCUCCUGGCCGGCCUGGUGAGCUGGAGGCGGAGACCGUGGAGGACCUCAGCCCUGCUGGCUGCAGCCAACACCGUGCUGUGGUUUGUGGCUUUCGGUUCUUUUCGAGCCUACAGCCUCCUGGCCGUCCUGUUGGCUUUCCUGGUCGUCACGGUGACCGUCAGAGACAUCAUUCGGUCCAGAUCCACAGGAGCUCACUUGUGGCGCAGCAUGACGACCAGCUGGGAGAUCAUCGAUUCAGGCCCGGAUGGACGCUCUGGGGCUGGACUUCAGCUCAGCGACUCCCUCAAACUCUUCCUCCAGGAGACUUCGGCUUUCAAGCAGCAAAACCCCGGCAAGUUCUGCCUGCUGGUUUGCAGUUUGUGCACCUUCUUCGCCGUCUUAGGACGCUACAUUCCAGGGAUUGUGAUCUCAUAUGUUCUUGUGCUGGGCGUCUUCCUGUGGCCUCUGGUUUCAUCUCAUGAGGUCGGUUUGUGGCUGGAGCCAGUUCUGCAGAAGCUGGACUUUGGCAUUGGCGAGUUUUUCCAGAAAAUCAAAGACAACCACGAGAAGAGACUCCUGCAGGCUCAGACUGAGAAAGAAGGCAUCGAGUCGGACCUUUCCUCCAUGUUUCCUAAGCUCGACUCUGCGGUGUGUAAAGAAAUGUCAGUAUCGGACACAGAGGUGUCGGACAUGACGUGGACGGACAACGGCACUUUCAACCUGUCAGAAGGAAACACGCCACAGACGGAGAACUCAGAGGACCUGGACAGAGAGGAAGCAUUCACAGGCGGCCUCCCAGAAUUCCCUUCGCUUGACAACGGCGCAACGACCAACGGCGACGAUGACGAUGACCUGAGCCUCGGCCUCCCCUCAGCUCCACCUCAGCAGCCCAUCAGAUCCCAGCAAAUGCCUCCUCUUUGUAAAGACCGGCCCGCCGACGAAGCCCUGGGAUUGGUCAGCCAGGUGGCCAGCGACGUCAUCACUGCCGCCGUCACGGCCGCCAUCCAGGAGAGAAUCGAGGCGGCGGUCGGAUUGGUGGCGCCCAGCGGAGACGGCGGGCGGUCAAGGCUGCCAGAACCCAGCAGGCUGCUGGAGCUGGCCGAGGAGUCGGACAGCGAGGUGGAGGACUUUGAGCUGCUGGACCAGUCAGAGCUGGAGCAACUGGAGGGCGAGCUGGGGCUGAAAGAGGAGAAGAGCAACCAGGAGGCCCAGAGCCACAAGCCGGCCUCCUCUGGCUUCCUCUCCAAACUCCUCCAACGCCACUGAUGGAUGAAGAGUUCAGGUCAGAGGACAUGUGGAGACCAAGGCCUUCUGCUCAGAGAGCUCUGGACGGUGGUGAGAACAGAACGUUUCCAUUUGUGUUUUUCCUGCUAAAAUCUGCAUUCAAAGCUGAACAGUUGGAGGUGGAGACGCGUUGAUGUGGAGCAGCUUGUUGCUGAGAUCAGCCUGAAGACACAACCAGCCUCCACAGCAGCACCACCUUCCUUCCUCUGCCGACCACACCGACGGUCAUCUAAUGACGCCUCCCAACACUUCCUGCUCUGAUCUGCAGUCUGAUGAGUCUGUCAGUCACUUCAUGGACCUUCUGUUAGGGUGUCUGUGGUGGUCUGUCUGGAACUGAUUCUGGUGUGAUUUGGAGGUUGGUCUGCAGACGGACGACCGGCUUUAGGAACUAGACGAGUGCAGCUGGUUUUAAUGCGAUCUUUUAUUUUUCACAGCAUAAAAACACAUAGGAGGAGAGGUACUGCAUGGAAAUAGUUUUUUCCUACAAUUCUACAAUUUCAUUUAGCAGAUGCUUUUGUCCAAAGCGACGUACAACACAAGCAAGAAUUCAGACAUAAGGAAAAACCUGUAGUAAGUGCAAAAAGUGCAAAAAGUGCAAAAAGUGCGAUUGGUCAAAGGUGUUGCCAUCAAGUUGCAGAUGGUCAAAUCUUGCUGCACCAGAACCGAAAGUAGGGAUUUAACAAUAGACAGACAUCACAGUUUUAAAGUGAAAUACUAGUUUAGUGAACAAACUAUGACUUUAUGUUUCCAUAAAAACACAUCUGGAGCAGCUGCUGCAGCAAAAGCAGAUCAAUCUUCUGUCAAAGCUGCGUUCAGAUGCAGCAUUUAGAGCAUCAGCUGUUUGACCUGGAUCUCCAUUCUGCUGCUGGGAAACAACAGAUGCUUUUAUUGCUUUGAAAUGUCAGAACAAGCUGAGUUUGCUCCACUGGUUUCCUCGUCAAACUAAAGUUCUCGUUGGGUUCAUCUAAGGUCCACUGACAAACUGCUUCUCAACGGUUCUGAGCACAGAGAAAGUUGUGCACGUGCACCAAGAGUUCUGGUUCAGAUGGAUUUGGGCUCAGAUCAGUCAGAACAGUGACGGCUCUGAUAAAACCCAAUAUUUACUGAAGUCUUUCAUUUGGCCGCAGUCUGCUAAAAACUGUUAAAUGUGGAGGAAAGUCUGACUAAAUCUGAGAGUAAAAUGAAGAAAAAAUGCUGUGAGAUUCAAAGAAGUGUCUUUUGAUCAAAGAUGGUAAAAAUGUCCUCGUGUAGCUGACAGAGAGCUGCGUUUAUUUAAAUGAUCGCUAUCAUUCCUGAAAGCCACGCAGAACAGAGCAGCAGCGUUUUCAUGGCAGAGGAACGGCUUUCCUGCUCUUCAUCUUCAGUCUGAUGCUGUAAUGAGGUCAGUUUAGCAUUUAUUAGCAUCAUGUCAGCAUCAGGACAUGAUUUAUCACACUAUCAGUGAGCUGAUGAGGACAUUUAAGGGUUUUAGUAAAUCUGUGAUCAACUUUUAUCCAAGAAAAAUCCUAAAUGAUCAAUUACACAGGGUUUAAAGUGAACUCAUCUCAAGGUUUCCCUGCACUUCAUACAGCGUUGUAAUGUUUGUGAUGCAUACAAUAAAACGUGAGAUUUUCUGUUUUGAAUCAAAUCAUGAAACAUUUCCUCUGAAUGUAUUGUUCCAUUAAUUCUCCAUCAUUUAUUGAACACUUCAGAUGUCUUCAUGUCUGCUGACAGCGUGUUUUAAACCGUUCAGUCUCACAGAGGAAGCAGGGAAACUCAAAGUGUUUUUCCUGAAGUGACUUUAAUCUGAGCCUGAAGGUGAAGCUGCUUCUUAGAGCUCAGUAUUUCUGCAGCAGAAUCCACAUUUCAGCUCACAUUUCUCCAUUUGACCUUAGAGCAAACUCAGCGUCACACCUUCUGUCUGGUAGCUGAUCAGCUGAUUGCUCCUACAUUACCCAGAAUUCCACAGACACCAAACUGAACCACAGUCACCAGGAAUGUUUCUGGUUGGAUUCUGAACUAUGAAAAGAAGGACGUAUUGUUAUUUCAUUACUUCUUUUUCUUGUUUUUGUAUGUACCUUGUUGAUUUGUCGUGAAGCGUUUCAGUCGUGGAGGGAUCUACUUUUAUUCCAGCGAGCAGCAGAAAGCUCUGCAUGGAAAUCUUCCUGUGAAUAUCUUCACAUGUAAAACUGGCUUCACUUCCAGCUCCUGUGUUUUUUGGGGUCUAAACUUCAGCGUCCAUGCGUCAGAUGUGACAUACGGCCGUCCUGUCAGAAUGUAAACUCUCCUGGUUUGCAUGCGUCUGUUUUCCAGAUCGCCUCCUUCCUGAAGAACAUUAGUUCUGUUCCUGCAGCGCCGCCAAACUCAGCCUCCAAUCUCCACGUUCACUCCAUUAUUUGAUGACUUCACCACUGAGAGAGCUGAUAAACGGUCUAUUUAGAGCUCAGCUUGUGGUCAGCAGAGAGCAGAAAGGAAGGAAGGAGUGUGAGCUGUGGCCUCCUCUCAGACGUUUUUCUGUCGGACUGAUUGAGCAGUGAGCUAACAGGCUGCAGCUCUGACACACUUCAACCCUUUUCCACCAACACAAACCCUUCAGGGAGCGCUUUGCUCUCACUGUGUUCUGUUCUUAUCCGGUUUGUUCUGAGCUUCACGGUGCACAGACGCUUUGUUUCUCCUCCAAGCUGCUGCUGAAGAUGACCAGCUCAUGAUUGGAGUGUUUUCCUGUUUAGUAUCACCGUUCAGUUCAGAAACAACGUGGUAAACCUCGGUCAGAGCUGUGAACGCUGCUCUGUGUGCCCACAGCAUUUCUAAACGCCAGCUGUUGGAAUUAAAGCUGGUUUGAGAUGCUAGCAGCCUGUUAAACACUGCUACGUAUGAGCAGCAGAGACCUCACAGGGCUGCAGGGUUUACACGUUAUCUCUGGACUUCAGCUUCUCUCACAGCUUUUCAGUCGCUGUUUGGUUGAGUUGAAGCUCUGAAACGUCCUGGAUAGGGUUAGAAAGGAUCAUUUGAAGAUGCAGCGCCGACAUCAGAAGGUCUGGAUUCAGUGAAUGAACAUGAAGAAGGAUGGAAGUGUUUCUGUAACAUGUCCUGUACAUGAAGAGGUGUGGUUUUUCUAGACUCAGCACUGUAUAACGUAUCCUUAUGAGUUAGUCCUGUAAUGCCUUGUAUUAUCGCACCAUGAGCGCUGCUAAGAGGACUUUGUAGUUCAGUGUUAGCUCACAUGUGAUGCUCCAGCCUCUGAAUGAGGAACUGUCAGGCUUCACUAAAUCUUUUAACAUCAAACAUCUGUUUAUUUGGUCUCCUUGUACCUGCUGGUAAACAAUGGAAGCUUCCAUACGGUUGCAUAAAAGUGAGAAAGUGGUUCAAAGUGACGGUUGUGGGUCAGAACCAAAAUUCAUUAUCAAAAUGUACUUUUCUGUAUCAACAGUGUCAAUAAAACGUUGUAAGGCA
Acanthochromis polyacanthus (spiny chromis) is the source of this 4881-nucleotide messenger RNA. It is a transcript of the gene retreg1, whose product is annotated as reticulophagy regulator 1. Gene Ontology annotation, biological process: reticulophagy; negative regulation of neuron apoptotic process. The record is from RefSeq and is a predicted model, not a curated record. The transcript has 9 exons. Gene Ontology annotation, cellular component: endoplasmic reticulum membrane. Lineage: Eukaryota; Metazoa; Chordata; Actinopteri; Pomacentridae. The coding region runs from base 70 to 1431 and encodes 453 amino acids.